AUGAGUAAAUAAGAUAAUACACUCUUUUGUGAUCUUUUAUGCAAAGUUCUGUUUAUAACCAUGGGAUACCUUUAUAUUGGCUAUGCUCUAACAUAUUACGCAAUUACUUAGGAUUCUAUUGCUUAUGUGUUGGAAUUUAUAACAUCUCCCAACAAGAGUGUCAUUGAAGGAUUCAUAAAUGCAUCACUUCCAAUCGGGGCUGCUGUUGCAGCUCUAGUGUCAUCGAUGAUAGUUAAGAGACUCAAUUAUCGAGUUACCUUCAUUCUCUUUGACAUAAUUGGAAUCUGCAUAGGAUUGCUGUUCACAAUACAAAACUUAAGUGUUUUAAUCUUAUGUAGAACCUUAUAAGGAUUUUUGACAGGAUUGAAUAGUGCUUUAGUAAUUCAAUACAUCUAUCAUUUUGUGCCUCUAAACAAUGUGGGAAUAUUUGUUGGACUCGGUCCAUGUCUAAUGAUGGUCGGUUUAACAUUAGGUUUUGCAAUCUAAUGGAUAUUUAUCGGAUAGCCUGCCUCUGAAUAUAAUGUGGAUUAAUAUUAUGGAUAUUUAGGUUUUAACAAUUGGAAGAUGAUUUUCAUGUUUACAGCUAUUCCCUGUGUUAUCCGCCUUUUUGGCAUGCUUUCAAUUUUGAGAUCAGAUUUGCCAUUUGAGUAAGUGAAGAAUGGAAAUGAUGAAAAAGCCAUAUUAUAAAUUUAAAGUUCCUAUCCAAGUACGACUACAAAUGAAGAAAUCGAGGAAUUACUACUAUAAAUUAAACAGAAUAUGUAGGAAGAGGAUCAAAGCAUUAAAGACCUAUUUAGUAAAUCGUAUAAAAAAAGUAUGAUUCUCUGUAUGAUCUUCGGAGUGUUAUAAUAAUUUGCUGGAAUUAAUGCUGUCAACUUUUAUGCUGGUUCUAUUAUUGGUGCCAUGACAAAUGAUAACACUACAUUAAUAAAUUUAGCAAAUGUCACAAAUGGUUUAGUAAGUAUUACAGCCUCUAUAUUCAGCAGUAUUAUGAUUAAUAGAGCAGGGAGAAGAAUUGUCUUAUUAAUUGGUAACGCAUUCUGUUUUAUAUCAUUAACAUUCAUUUGUGUAAUCAUCUCGAUUUAGUCAUCAGGAGAAAAUUAAGAACAAUACUAUUAGAUAUUCAAUUUAGUGUUUCUAGUUAUUUAUGUCAUUUCGUAUAGUCUUUCUUUGGGCCCUGUGUUUUGGGUCUAUCUAUCAGAAGUCCUACCAGCCAAAGGAAUAUCAUUAGUCACUUUUAUUAAUUGGUUCAGUUGUGCAGCCUUGGCUCAAAUCUUUCCCAUCAUAGUUGAAUAAUUGAGUCUACAAUUCAAUUUUGGGAUAUUUGCAGCAGUAUGCCUAUUAUUGGAAGCUAUGUUUUAUUUCUUUUUUUUUGAAACAAAGGGUUUAACAAAGAAUGAAAUACAAAGUUUAUUUUAAAGCAAAAAGAAUUAUGUUGAUUUAAAAGAUUGA
This is a messenger RNA of Paramecium tetraurelia, 1452 nucleotides long. RefSeq lists its product as uncharacterized. NCBI's taxonomy places the organism in Eukaryota, Ciliophora, Oligohymenophorea, Peniculida, Parameciidae. The transcript is spliced from 2 exons. Gene Ontology annotation, biological process: transmembrane transport; carbohydrate transport. Gene Ontology annotation, molecular function: carbohydrate:proton symporter activity. Gene Ontology annotation, cellular component: membrane. The record is from RefSeq and is a predicted model, not a curated record.